Sclerotinia sclerotiorum 1980 UF-70 is the source of this 2706-nucleotide messenger RNA. RefSeq lists its product as hypothetical. The record is from RefSeq and is a predicted model, not a curated record. Gene Ontology annotation, molecular function: phosphate transmembrane transporter activity. The transcript has 6 exons. Gene Ontology annotation, cellular component: membrane. Lineage: Eukaryota; Fungi; Ascomycota; Leotiomycetes; Helotiales; Sclerotiniaceae. Gene Ontology annotation, biological process: monoatomic anion transmembrane transport; polyphosphate metabolic process; phosphate ion transport. The coding region runs from base 1 to 2706 and encodes 901 amino acids.
AUGGAAAAUGACGAGCCUCACUUUACUCCUCUGGACAGGGGAGGGAGUUUAUACAGUGAUAAGCGUCAACAUCUACCCAAAGAUAACGAAGAAAUCGAACUUGUUGAAUAUCCUAGCGCACAAGACGGCCAAGCUCCUGAAUCGCAUUUAACAGAGAGGGACAGAAAAAGGGCGGAAAAGAGAAAAAGACUCGAGGAGGCAGAUGAAAUGAAGUUCUCCCAUAGUAUUCAGUUCAAUGCUGUUCCAGAUUGGAGUAGUCAUUACAUUGCUUAUAGCAAUCUGAAGAAGUUGAUAUACCAACUCGAGAAAAAUAUUCAUCGUCCUUCUACUGCCGCCGAAGAUGCCGAAAACUCUCCUCUUAUAAGAGCGGUCGAAGAUCCAGAUGCUAUCUUUCGCAGAGCGCUGGAUGCGGAAUUGGAAAAGAUAUCUUCUUUCUAUGAAUUGAAGGAGCGCGAGAUUUUUGGCGAGGUAUCGGAACUAUUGAAGGAGGAAGAGGCAUUUGACGCCGAAGUUUUGGAAAACAAUCAAGCAGAUGGAAUGAAUGGAUCAGAUGGCGUUGGUCAUCCAAGAACCUCCAGCAGCGAUCGUCCGCGACAAGGUAGCAUUUUUAAGCCUUUCGUUCCAAAGGGAAGGCGGCGUUCAAGCACAAUGAGUCGAUCAAUAGAUGAAGGCGCGGAAGAUAGUGAUGAUGAUGAUGACGAUGAGAAUACCGCGCUGCGCAAAACAUCCAGGCCAACAAAUCAACGAAGCAAAAGCUCUCCUUAUGAUGCGAAUACUGGGAGACCUGGAACUAUCGAGGAUAUGCGUGCUUCAGCAGAGUUGAUCAAGCCCGGACGAAGGAAUAGCCAUAACUAUGAGGAUUUCGCGGAGCAAGCUUUCAAUGCAUUAUAUUCGUCGGGAAUUACGUUGAAAAAGCGCGCCGUGGGCUUAUAUGUCUCACUCUGUGAACUGAAAUCCUUCGUUCAGCUUAAUCAGACAGGUUUCAAAAAAGUUUGCAAGAAAUAUGACAAGAUCUUGUACAGAAAUCUGAAGUCUAAAUACCUCCAGGAUGUGGUAGCUCCCGCAUAUCCUUUUCGACCGGAAACACUUAAACACAUUGAGGAAAAUAUAUCACGAAUCGAGCGCAUGUAUUCCAAUGUGGUAACUCAAGGGGACGUCGACAUGGCCAAAAAGGAAUUACGAUCACAUCUACGAGAACAUGUUGUUUGGGAAAGAAAUACAGUCUGGAGGGAAAUGAUUGGUAUUGAGAGAAAAGCUCAGGCUGCGAAUAUGGGUAUCCGCAGAACUUUACUUGGUGCGGAUAAUGAUCCAUCCAAACUCCGAUUACAAGGGGAUGAUGCCGAUAUACCUGACAUGAAGGAACUUUCAACACCAGUUGGAAGGGUGAAAUGUCCAAGAUGGCUCUUCAGUUCGACGAUGUUCACAUUGAUUGGAAUUAUCACUGUCUUUAUUCUACUACUGCUUAUUCCAAUCAUGGAGAAGCCAGAGCAGCAAAAUUGUUUAGCAAUGCUGAUAUUUGUCAGUUUGUUAUGGGCUACUGAGGUCAUACCCCUCUUCGUUACAUCUCUCAUGAUUCCCUUCCUCUGUGUACUUCUUAAAGUGGUCCGCUCUGAUGAUAAACCUCAUCAUCGAUUGGAAGCUCCAGCCGCUGCGAAGUAUAUCUUUUCCGCAAUGUGGACUCCAGUCAUCAUGUUACUACUUGGUGGAUUUACAGUAGCAGCAGCAUUAUCAAAAUAUGACAUUGCUAAGAGAAUUGCCACUUUCGUCCUAAGUAAAGCGGGAACAAGGCCAAGAACAGUACUUAUCACCAACAUGUUCGUAGCAGCUUUUGCAAGUAUGUGGAUUAGUAAUGUUGCGGCACCUGUUUUGUGCUUCUCAAUCAUCCAGCCUAUGCUUCGCAAUCUUCCUUCUGAAUCUCAAAUGUCGAAAGCAGUCAUUCUUGGCAUUGCACUUUCGUCUAAUAUUGGUGGAAUGCUCUCUCCCAUUGCAUCUCCUCAAAAUAUUGUCGCCCUUCAGAUUAUGUCUCCACAACCAGAUUGGGGUACUUGGUUCUUCAUCGUCUUGCCAGUUGGUAUAAUUUCCAUUGUCCUUAUUUGGAUUCUUUUACUUCUUACCUUCAAGCCUGGCCGUGGAACCACAAUUGUUCCCAUUCGUCCAGUCAAGGAUGCAUUCUCUGGUGUUCAAUGGUUUAUUACCCUUGUCACUUUGGGUACCAUCGUUCUUUGGUGUGUAAGUCAUCAACUCCAAUGGAUCUUUGGUGAUAUGGGUGUGGUCGCUAUCAUUCCAAUUAUUUUAUUCUUCGGAACUGGUAUCCUAACUAAGGAGGAUUUCAAUAAUUUCUUAUGGACGAUUAUAAUUCUUGCUGCCGGAGGACUUUCCCUUGGUAAAGCUGUCAAUUCAUCUGGAUUGUUACAUACUAUUGCUGGUGAAAUUACUGCGAGCGUUGAAGGAUUCAGUCUUUAUAGCGUACUCGUCGUAUUUUCUUGCCUUGUCUUGGUUGUUGCGACUUUCAUUAGUCAUACUGUCGCAGCUCUCAUCAUUCUCCCAUUAGUUCAUAGUGUAGGUGCAGGCAUGGAAGAACCACAUCCUAAUCUUUUGGUCAUGGGUGCUACAUUAAUGUGUAGUGCUGCUAUGGGAUUACCUACUAGUGGAUUCCCUAACAUGACAUUGGCAGCGAGAAGCAGCGAGAAGCAGCGAGAAAGUUAG